GGUCUGUGGAUCCUUGGGAGAUGCAGGCUGCCUUGGUUGCAGUUGCCCAAGCGCAGCUGCCUACUUGCCAACUUCUCUGCCUUGGUCCCGGGGUGUCGGGAGGCACUGGAGUCCAACCAUGCAGCCGGGAGCAGCGCUGCAGGCCAUGUUGCUGGCGGUGCUGCUGGCCAAACCGAGGGAUUCGAAGGGUCGCCUGCUGAGCGCCUCGGACUUGGACCCCAGAGGAGGGCAGCUGGUCUGCCGGGGAGGGACAAGGAGGCCUUGCUAUAAAGUCAUUUAUUUCCAUGAUGCCUUUCAAAGACUGAGCUUUGAGGAAGCCAGAGAAGCCUGCAUGGAGGACGGGGGACAGCUGGUCAGCAUCGAAACAGAGGAUGAGCAGAGGCUGAUAGAAAAGUUCAUUGAAAACCUCCUGGCAUCUGAUGGUGAUUUCUGGAUUGGCCUCAAGAGGCUGGAGGAGAAACAGAACAACAAUACAGCCUGCCAGGACCUUUAUGCUUGGACAGAUGGAAGCACGUCACAGUUCAGGAACUGGUAUGUGGACGAGCCUUCCUGUGGCAGCGAGGUCUGCGUGGUCAUGUACCAUCAGCCAUCAGCUCCGCCGGGCAUCGGGGGCUCAUACAUGUUCCAGUGGAAUGACGACCGGUGCAACAUGAAGAACAAUUUCAUUUGCAAGUAUUCAGACGAUAAACCAAGUGCAAUGCCCUCUACUAGGCCUGGAGAGCAUGCCUGGACUAUAACACCUUUCUUCAAGUUCUCAAGCCCAUGUGUAUCUCUCUCAGGUGAAGCAACUGAGCCAGCAACACCCAUACUUCCCAAAGAAACACAGAAAGAAGACACCAAAGAAACAAUUAAAGAACGCAGAGAGGCUGCUUUGAAUCUUGCCUACAUCCUAAUUCCCAGUAUUCCCCUUUUCCUCCUACUUGUGGUCACUUCUGCUGUAUGUUGGGUUUGGAUCUGUAGAAGAAAACGAGAGCAGCCAGCCCCUAGCACAAAGGAGCAGCACACCAUUUGGCCCACCCCUCACCAAGAAACCAGCCCCAACCUAGACGUUUACAAUGUCAUCAGAAAACAAAGUGACGCUGAUUUAGCCGAGCCCCGGCCAGACCUGAAGAACAUCUCCUUCCGGGUGUGCUCUGCAGAAGCCAUGCCAGACGACAUGUCUUCUGACUAUGACAACAUGGCUGUGAACCCUUCAGAAAGUGGGUUUGUGACUUUGGCAAGUAUGGAGAGUGGAUUUGUGACCAAUGACAUCUAUGAAUUCUCCCCUGACAGAAUGGGGAGGAGCAAGGAGAGUGGGUGGGUAGAAAAUGAAAUAUAUUACUAAGACAUAUGGAGAAACUGGCAAGAAUGAAAAAGGAGAAGCAAAGGCCUCCGAUUUCUUACAAGGACAAUAUUCAGAAAGUUUAUGAAAAGGCUCAGCUCAGGUCUUAGGGGCGAGCACCGCACCACAACUUCCUUCUGGGUCCCCAAGUCCUCAGAGAGCCUCAUCCAGCUUAGCCAAGGUGAGAAGGCACCUUGCCCAGGCGCUGUUGCACAGCAGACUCUCAGUGAUUGUCAGACAGUGGCUUCUAACUGAUGUUCAAGGGCUGGUGGUGCUGUCACUGGUCAGGAUUAAGAGGUGACCAGGGAGCUUGGAAAGCCCACCUCUAGGUUCUGUUUUCCUUGCUCUAUACAGCAGCACGGGCAACACAAAAACACAAACUGUCAAAGUCUCUGUAUGGAAGCCUCAGGCUGACCUGCACAUCAACAAUUCCCAAACCUGCACCCCACCCCACCCCUGAAAAAAAUCCAAUAAAAAGCAGGAAGCAGAAUGUUA
Messenger RNA from Grammomys surdaster, 1816 nucleotides. It is a transcript of the gene Layn, whose product is annotated as layilin. Gene Ontology annotation, molecular function: hyaluronic acid binding. Bases 119 to 1324 code for a protein of 401 amino acids. The record is from RefSeq and is a predicted model, not a curated record. Lineage: Eukaryota; Metazoa; Chordata; Mammalia; Rodentia; Muridae. The transcript has 8 exons.